GUUGAGCGUCUGGUCAAAUAUUUCUGAACUGUGAUUUCUAUUUAUUUUCAACUGUUCACACCUCCAUAAAAUGUCGUGAAGAUGCCUAGUAUUGGUGAGAUAUUCGGCUUGUGCUGUGGUGCUUGUAGGAUCGGCUGCUAUACUUUGUAUGUAAAGCUAUGUUGCAAGUCAGCACCAUCACAAAGGCAGGAAUACCAGUUAAUAUGCCUUGGACUAUCAAAGGCUGGGAAAACAACCUUAUUAACAAUGUUGUGUGGGGAGAAAGCUGACGAUAUCCAGCCAACUCAGGGAUUCAAUAUUAAAGCGAUACCUUUUAAAGAGGCUAUUUUGAAUGUUAAAGAAAUUGGAGGUCAAGAAAAUGUGCGUCCAUUUUGGAAUCGUUACUAUGACAACAUUGAAGGCAUAGUCUUUAUUAUAGAUAGUUCAUGUUCACCAGAAGAGUUCUUGACUGUUAAAGAAGAACUACACAAAGUACUUGGGCAUGCUUCCUUAAAGGGCCUACCUAUUUUAAUUCUUGCCAAUUAUCAAGACCAGUCAUCUGCUAGGAAAACUGAUCAGAUCAUUAAAGACUUUGAUUUGGAUGAGAGAGCAGCAGGUCGAAAAUGGUUGGUACAUCCAUGUUCAUAUGCUGAUGUGGAAAGUGCCAGAGAUGGUCUUCAAAGACUGUUGUACUUUUUAAAAGGAAUUGAAGUAAAAGAAGACUCGGCAAGGAUCUAAGUACACAUGAAUCAGCUUGGCACACUCACAUGUUUAUCACAAGUAUCCCACCAAAUAUGUCAAUAUUUUGGAACAUAAAGUCAAGACAUUCUGCAUUUGUAAAACUCACUAAUUAUGGAACAGCUGCACUGAAGAAACAAUCACAUUCCUCCCAAAUUUUAGGAUUGAACACACGUUACUCCAUA
Molecule: messenger RNA, 902 nt
Organism: Saccoglossus kowalevskii
Lineage: Eukaryota; Metazoa; Hemichordata; Enteropneusta; Harrimaniidae
Product: ADP-ribosylation factor-like protein 15
Molecular function (GO): GTPase activity; GTP binding
Source: RefSeq, a predicted model, not a curated record